GCCACUGGGGAACACAAGGCCCCCAGUCUCUUGCCAAUUCAGUUGUUGCAUUUCACAGAGAUCUUGUUUCAUAAACUUAGCCUCAGGUUUUGUGCCUCUGUGUGUGUAUCUGUGUCUUUUCUUUCUUUCUUCUUACGCACUUGGGAAACUUUAGCAUCCAGAGUGCAGCCUGCUGCAUCCUCCUCUCUUUCUCUCUCAUCCAUCAUGCUGCAAACCCUGCUGCUCUGCUUUCUUGCCCUCCUUUGCCUAGGAAGUCUACUUCGUCCAGGUUUGGGCUGUCAGCUGCCCUCGGACUGGAGACCCUUGAGUGAAAGCUGUCGGGCCGAGCUGGCAGAAAUCAUUGUCUAUGCCAAGGUUUUGGCACUGCACCAGGAUAUGUACAGCAUGUACAACUACUUGCCCUGGCAGUAUGAGGCCACGGACGGAGGGCUCUUUUACUCAGCCGAGAUUGAGAUGCUGUGCGACCAGGCUUGGGGGAGCAUGCUGGAAGUCCCUGCUGGAUCCAGGCUGAACUUGACAGGCCUGGGGUAUUUCUCUUGCCACUCUCACACCGUCAUGCAGGAUUAUGCUUACUUCUUCUUCCUCAGAAUGGAUGAGAAUUAUAACCUCCUUCCACACGGAGUCAAUUUCCAGGAUGCCAUAUUUCCAGAUACCCAGGAAAACAGGCGGAUGUUUUCCAGUCUCUUCCAGUUUUCCAACUGCACUCAAGGGCAACCUGCCAUAAGUUUCUCCAGUGACUGGGAGAUACAAGAGGAUAACAGGGUAAGGCUGUUUUGUUCUACUGGGGACAGUUAUCCAGGAGGACGAAACCCUACAUAUGGUCAGAACAGUCAACUGUGGUUUUUUACCUGCAAAGUUUGGAACAGUUCCUUUUUUACACAACAGCUUCUUCAAACCUCCAGUUAAUAUAGCCUUGUUGGAAAGAAGAUUCUCUGAGAG
Anolis sagrei ordinatus is the source of this 939-nucleotide messenger RNA. The record is from RefSeq and is a predicted model, not a curated record. NCBI's taxonomy places the organism in Eukaryota, Metazoa, Chordata, Lepidosauria, Squamata, Anolidae.